Brassica napus (rape) is the source of this 1950-nucleotide messenger RNA. RefSeq lists its product as uncharacterized. Gene Ontology annotation, molecular function: deSUMOylase activity. The coding region runs from base 1 to 1122 and encodes 373 amino acids. Gene Ontology annotation, biological process: protein desumoylation. The record is from RefSeq and is a predicted model, not a curated record. Gene Ontology annotation, cellular component: nucleus. Lineage: Eukaryota; Viridiplantae; Streptophyta; Magnoliopsida; Brassicales; Brassicaceae. The transcript has 4 exons.
AUGGUUUACCAAUUUAAAAGGAAAGAAGAUGAAGUGCCACUGAAGAAAGUGAAGAAGGAAAAAGCAAUUGUCAUCCCAGAACUGAAUGACAUAUCCAUCUCUUCAAAAGACUGGCAGCAGCAUUUGCAGUGGGAAAAGAGUGAAAAGUGUAGACAAGCGAUUGAAGCACUUACUUCAAUUUUGGAGGAGCCUACACGUAGAAGAAAACCCCAGUUGACGAAGACUCAGCAAUGGCCGUUCGUAGGGAAUUCAACUGUCAAGCGUAUAAUCACUGGUGUCACUCCAUCUACUGUGUCUUAUGACCCAUUUGCUAAGGUCGAGUCACAGAAAUUGAUGAAAGUUAUGGACUUCAUUAAGCGAGAUUUGGCCCAAGAGGAAUCUGGCUAUGGUGAGUUUAGCGCUAAGUUUUACUUAAAGAUAAUGGUGCCAAGAAAUGUCUGGCCAACUGAAAAUUACGGCUGGCUGUGUGAUUCACACCUUGCCGCAGCAAUGCUCAUAUUUCACAGACGUUCCAUGCAAUCCUCAUCUCCAUAUGCCUCCCGUCGAAUUGCAUUUCUAGAUCGGUGGUUUGUGAAAUCAUGGGUUAAUGACUUUGAGAAACAGGACAAGAACUCAGUUGAGUUGUCAGAUAUGUACAGCAAGGCUUUCAACGGAGAAUACCCGGAGCAGUUUGUGACUGGUAAGAAGUGGUUUAAAGAUGUUGACAGCUUGUUCCUCUGCCACAAUAUUAAUGGAAACCACUGGGUUGCUCUACACAUUGAUUUACUUAAGUCAACAAUCUAUGUAUAUGAUUGUAUUCCGGAUGUGGUGAAGGCUCAUAAGGACCUGCAGGAAGAGUGCAGGCCAUUCACGAAAAUGAUUCCUUUGAUUCUUAACAAGAUGCUGCCUCCAACAAAAGGAAAGAAGUCUGAGCAGCAGUUUGCCUUACGUAGGCCCAAGAAUGUUCCCCAGAAUGAUGACCCAGGAGAUUGUGGUGUGUACUCUUUGAAGUACAUUGAAUGUCUGGCUAUUGGAUGUACUUUUCAUGGCUUAAGUGAUGAGAUCAUACCAGCACAAAGAAUGAAGUUGGCAGCUGAGAUCUAUGAAGAGGUUGCAGAGGUUGAUGCUGAAGGAUCGAUUUAAAUGUUGCUGUCUGUUGUCGUAUUAUGUAUAACUUGGAUGAUUUUUUUUGUAGUAUCUCAGUACUUGUCGUAUUAUGUAUAACUUGGAUGAUUUUAUUUUAGUACUUGUAGUAUAACUUGGAUGAUUUUAUUUUAGUACUUGUAGUAUUUCAGUUUUUAUCGUAUUGUGUAUAACUUGAUAAGCCUUGCAUAAUAUUAUGGCAAUCAGAAACUAAUGAUUAAAGCAUCAAAGUAAAUGAAAAGUAAUGCAGCACCAAAGAUCAAAGUGCAAAAGUAAUGCAACACCAAAUAUCAAAGUGCAAAAGUAAUGCAACACCAAAGAUUAUACCACUGAAUGUAGCACUAACCUAGAUCAAAAAAAUCACUUAAAAGGACAUGUUUUAGAAUUAUGUCCCGUCUGGUUACAAAUUUUACAUGUGUGUUCCUUCCUUGGCCGCUUCUUAUCUGCAACUUUCUCCAAAAUAGAUUUAUGUCUUGAUUUUUUUGGUCUUCCUGGUGGUUGACGGACAUCAGGUGGUAAACAGAUUUUCUUUGCAAAUUCAUCUGGAAUUGGAACAGCAUCAUCUUUCGGCAUAACUGCAUUGGAAUAUGCAUUGUAAAGGUACUGCUUCCGAUAGUAACGGUGACAAAGUGAUAUACGUGAUAUCUUUCUAGCUUCCGCGGCGGCUAUAGCAUGGGCACAUGGUAGCUUCUCCAAAUCAAAUCUACGGCAAGAACAUGUCUUCUCAGUCAGAUUUACAACAUGUAAUGAUGAGACUCCUGUCACUUGUGAUUGAUGGCUGUCUAUUGCUUGAACCUUUAGUACAUUAGAAAUAGGUAUCCUGCCCUG